Populus trichocarpa (black cottonwood) is the source of this 1216-nucleotide messenger RNA. RefSeq names its product methylesterase 8. Lineage: Eukaryota; Viridiplantae; Streptophyta; Magnoliopsida; Malpighiales; Salicaceae. The transcript is spliced from 3 exons. Bases 93 to 830 code for a protein of 245 amino acids. Gene Ontology annotation, biological process: salicylic acid metabolic process; jasmonic acid metabolic process. The record is from RefSeq and is a predicted model, not a curated record. Gene Ontology annotation, molecular function: methyl jasmonate esterase activity; methyl indole-3-acetate esterase activity; methyl salicylate esterase activity.
GCCAUUGCAAUACUAUUACGUUGGUAAUUAGCCAAACCAAAAAUCCAUUACAUUACAUUAUUACGUUCUAUCAAUUAGCCGAACCAAAAAGAAUGGGAGACAUCAACAACCAAGCAGCCCAUCUUGUUUUAAUACACGGUUCUUCCGCAGGAGCUUGGGUGUGGUACAAGGUGAAGCCAAUGCUAGAGGCAGCCGGCCACAGCAUCACAGCUCUUGACAUGAGUGCAUCAGGGGUGAACACAAAAACACUCGAAGAAGUUCGAACUUUUGACCAGUAUAACGAGCCCUUGAUUGAGUUCAUGGCCAACUUACCUGAAAAUGAAAAGGUUGUAUUGGUGGGCCAUAGUUUGGGUGGCUUGAACCUGGCCUUCGCCAUGGAGAAGUUCCCAGAGAAGAUUUCUCUUGCUGUUUUUGUUACUGCAAUCUUGCCUGAUACUCAGCACCAGCCAUCGUAUAUGUUAGAGAAGUUUAUUGAAAGCAUUUCCGGUGCAGACGAAGAGCAAGACACUGCAGUGGUUUCAUCCACGCCGUUUCAGCUCACCCCAAUUGAGGAUCUUACUCUCCAAGCGCUUUUAAACAGACCAGGAUCAAUGUUCGUUGAAAGUCUGUCCAAAGCAAACAAGUUCACUGAAGACAGAUAUGGAUCCGUUCCCCGAGUUUAUAUUGUCUGUACUGAGGAUAUAUUGCUUUCUCCGUCGUUGCAACGCUACAUGAUUGAACAAAAUGAGGUUAAGGAAGUGAUGGAGAUUCCUGCAGAUCAUAUGGCAGUCUUUUCUAAGCCUAAGGAACUCAGCCAGUGCAUACUGGAGUUGGCACAGAAGCACGCUUAGAUUGACACCAAUUCUGUCUUAUUGUUAUCUUUGUUAUAUAUAUAUAUAUAUAUUGUUGGAGUUAUGCCUUAAGUUGCUGCCUUUGUUUUAUUUUAGUAUUGUCUGUCUUUGUUAUUUUAAUUCUGCUGAAAUAAAAGACUAGAGCUGGUCUUCAGGACAUGAACUAGUCUUUAGGAGUCAAUUAUGUUGUUAGCUGAACAUGGUACAUUUAUGUUAGUGGUCAUGUUAGUGGUCAGCUGAACGUGGCACAUUGUAGUGCUACAAACCAGCAAUUUCAGUUUGUUUCAAGUCUAUUUAAACGUGUAAAGAUUGCUGAAAUGUGUAAGCAAUCAACGAUAUUUUUCAGUUCAAUAAAACAGUAAAAACUUCCACUGUUCAAAUCAAAA